UGGAACCGCGCAAGGCUUUGUGGGGCUUGUAGACCAACUCCGUCCGGGUCAACUCGGGAGCUGCUAAACCCGGUAUGAGAUGUGAUGCUUUGGAGGAAAAUAAACGCGUUUUUGUGAGAGAAAAAAACAACAACAACAUGGAAAUUCACUUCCUGCCAAGUUUGCUGGUGUUGUCUUUCAUAGCCACCGCUUUCGGCGACGGUGGUGAGCUGACGUUAGUUCAGGAGUUGUCCUCCAAGCCGGCCCAGAAGCUGUCAAGAUACGGUUGGUAUGGCAACAUCAGGCUGACCAUGUUCCAUAUCCCGGACGACACUGUCGUCGCCCGCUGGCUGUUCACUGUAACCAGGGGCAGCGGUUUCAACUGUGGAACACACAACGUCACCAUGUACAUGCGUUGGGGAGCUCCUCCAGUCAUUGACCCAGUAGGACGGCUGUUUCCUAACAACACUGUGACAUCACCAGUCCUCUCGCUCAACUUGCCCAUGACAUCAUCACAAAGCAACACAACCUUUAACCUCUCUAACCCCGCCCCCGGAGACUGGUACCUGGCAGCUCACCUGCCCCGAGACGAUGGACGCAUCGAACACAAGGGAUUCCCGUCCUGCUCUUACCUCUUCCAGCCCCAGCUGUCAGUCAGGAGAGCAGUGGACACACCCAUCCUCCAGGCCACGCCCCUAACCCAGAGCGCCUCCCCCGACAGACCUGCACGACUCAGGGUGUUUGUUCCAGAGUUCGUGUCGUCUCUCUCGGUGUCUGUGAGUGGCUGUACCUGGGGGGAGGGACUUGUGAACGGAGACUGUUCAUUGUCUCUCACGCUGGGCUCCUCCUCCCCCCAGGGGGGGCUUGUGAGGGUGAACUGUUCUCUGAUUGGCUGCUCGGCCGUUCUCCUCGCUCCCCCAUGGAAUACUUGGAUACGAGUCACCGUGGAUAGUUACCAUAGCAACCGAACCACAGCCUUCAGCAUCUCAGUCAACUACACAGUGGGUUGUAAGCCUCAGAGCGUGGGUAUGUCUGGAGACGAUUACAUUAACAGGCUCCAUGGCAACAGCAGCACGACAACAUCACCAGGCAACGAUUCUGUGGUUGCCGAAGCAGGUCGUCAUAACAACGUGUCGUCGGAGUGUGUGUGGAGUGUCCCGGUGCUCCGUGAGGAACUAGACGUUCUGUCUGUCCGGUUCUCUCCCAUUAAUGGACCUAAUGUAACGGUCACACACACACACCCCACGCUCCUCACCUACCCCCUUAACACACAGUCUACUGGAGGGACCUUGAACCUGGAGAUUACACUCAACACUACUAAUGCAACGUUAGGAAACAGCAGUGUGAUGGCCUGUCUCUCUUCCUGGGCUCCUGUCCUCGCACUCAACUACUCCCAUCCCUGUCACACAGGGUUGUUCUCAGCCGUUGGGUUGAGUGUGAACGUCAGUGUUCCUGGGACCGUCAUCAGACUUCCCUUCCCUCAGGCUGCUACCUGGUACCUCACCUUACAACUCUUCUGCAACAGUAGUGACUGUGGUAACGUGACAGUAACACCACAGCUCCAUGUAUCAGCCUGUAUCGAGGACUGUGGGACCUAUGGAGAGUGUCGACUGUUGAGGUCCUUCAGCUAUCUCUACGCUGCCUGUGUCUGCAAAGCCGGUUGGAGUGGGUGGGGCUGUACUGAUGACAUCACAGCCCAGUCGUACGGUCGUCAGCUGACAGCAGUUCUACUGCUCACGCUCAGUAACCUCCUCUUCAUCCCGCCCAUCGUCAUCGCUGUCCGACGCUGUUACAUCACUGAGGCCUCUGUCUACCUCUUUACCAUGUUCUUCUCUACUUUCUACCAUGCAUGUGACCAGCCUGGUUUAACAGUGAUGUGUAUCAUGGAUUACGACACUCUCCAGUACUGUGACUUCCUGGGUUCAGUCUGUUCUAUCUGGGUCACUGUUCUCUGCAUGGCCCGAGUCAGAGACACAUUCAAACACAUGUUGUUCAUGCUCGGUACUCUGCUGAUAGCGAUGUCCAUGCAGCUGGACCGGAGAGGACUGUGGAACAUGCUGGGACCCAUCCUCUGUGCUGUACUGGCCAUGGUGACCUCCUGGGUGUAUCGAGGGCUGAAGAGGAAACAGUGCUACCCCCCUUCUUGGCGGCGUUGGGUACUGUUUCUCCUCCCAGGCCUGGCCUCAGCGCUGGUCGGUGUGUGUGUGUACGUGUUUGCUGAGACGGAGGACAACUACCUGUACACACACUCUCUAUGGCACGUCCUGGUUGCCUCUAGUGUGGUGUUCCUUCUGCCUCCCAGAGAGACAGACUCCAUGAACACCUGGAGCCCUGGAGUCUGUGGUUACACACUCUGUCACAGCACCAAGGAGGAACUAUAUGCUGUCACCUGACCUCUGACCCUGGACCUGUGGAGACCAACACUGUCACAUAGGUUUAAGGCUGUGACCAUACCAGUAUUGACAGAUUUUUUUUCCAUGACAAAAAUGAA
This is a messenger RNA of Oncorhynchus mykiss (rainbow trout), 2470 nucleotides long. The record is from RefSeq and is a predicted model, not a curated record. NCBI's taxonomy places the organism in Eukaryota, Metazoa, Chordata, Actinopteri, Salmoniformes, Salmonidae.